AUGAUCCCAACCAUGUCCGUGUUUACAGUCGUCCACCGCGCCCUCCUCUGGAAGCGCCGAACAAGCCUAAAAGGCAAAGGCCCAGACCUGGACAUCUCCCUCGACGAAAAGAGCCCCUUUUCAGACUCCAUUCCCCACGACCAUGAGUCUGUGCAUCGUGACGUCCGCGGUGUGCAGAUAGCGGUGAGGGCCGAUGCACCAUCGCCCCCGGCAUCGGACAAUAUCCCAGAUCUUGUCUCGGAUUCGAGUUCCGGGCGGAGAUCGUGCUCUGUCAAAGCGCGGUUGAAGCGGGACCGGCUCGUUCGCGGUGUUAGUUGGGCGAGUAUUGUCCGAAGUCAGUGUCGGUGGACUGUCGAGCAGGAAAGGGAGCUUGUGCGUGCGCAGAGACAGCUGGGGAAAUGCCAGAAAGCGUGGAGCUCGGAGCAGGAGGUCUGGCUAUCAUAUGUCCAGGCUCUCAGUGAGGAAAAAGAAGCCCAUAUUGGUUUCAUGUCUAUGCGGCACAGACAGCAGGAUGAUGAACAGCAUCAGUUCCGUAAGGCGUGGAAGCGGCGGCGAUCUUCGUCGGGCGAUGACGAGGUGCAGCAGUCUGCGAUCGAGACUGCCAAUCGAUUAGGCAAACUGCGUCGUCUGCCGCGGUAUGGAUAUCCAGGGCAGCGGUUGGGCGCGACGGGAUCGACAGUGGUCGCUGUCGAGGGGUGA
Penicillium paradoxum is the source of this 699-nucleotide messenger RNA. RefSeq lists its product as uncharacterized. NCBI's taxonomy places the organism in Eukaryota, Fungi, Ascomycota, Eurotiomycetes, Eurotiales, Aspergillaceae. The coding region runs from base 1 to 699 and encodes 232 amino acids. The transcript has 2 exons. The record is from RefSeq and is a predicted model, not a curated record.